Messenger RNA from Macroventuria anomochaeta, 2428 nucleotides. RefSeq lists its product as uncharacterized. Bases 483 to 2198 code for a protein of 571 amino acids. The record is from RefSeq and is a predicted model, not a curated record. Lineage: Eukaryota; Fungi; Ascomycota; Dothideomycetes; Pleosporales; Didymellaceae. The transcript is spliced from 5 exons.
CACUGACCGGCAUUGUUUAGUCACUGAAGAUGGCUAUCAAUCGUGCAGGAGUCGAACUCACGGCUUCUGGUUGCAGCAUUCUGGCGCGAAACCUGCACCUGAGAUCGUGACCUUGUACAUGACGAUUGAGAGCAUGCAACGUGGUCGAAGUGCAAGAUCAAUGUUUGCCUUCUUUUCACGAUACGAGAUUUUGGAAGAUCAUGCAUCACUGGACGUUGUCGAAGAAGCCACACACGCUUUCGUCUGGAUUGCACAACCUUCAGGCUUUUAUAGACGUCUUCGAGACCCUGUUAAACUUACGAUUCAUUCCCCAAGCUUUCAGCGUCCCGGCCGGACGUCACUCGAACCGACUAAUCGCGUACGACCAAGGUCCAAUGAGCGUCUCAUAGCAUGCUCAGAGCGCCUAUACGGCACGCAAAAUUGUUUUACAUACACAUACGCCUCCUCAGCUUUGAGCCGGGGCAUUUCCAGAAGACCAGGCUAUGAACAUCGUCAAGCGGAGCGGGAUAUUAAAGAGAGGGACGCAAAGGCAGAGUGCGGAGGUUAUUGUGUCGCGAGGUUUCACAGACAGGCUCAUCUAUGAUACAUACAAGACGGAGAAAGUGGAACGGGACUACCUAGACUUCUUCAUCCGACGCACUGUAACCCUGACGCCAUGUUGGGAAGCAAAGACCAUGAAAGAAUUCUGCGCGCAAGCAGCACCCCCAGCACCAACUGAAAGACUACAGCUUCGCUUAGACGAUCGAGAGUACAAAACCAACAGCAGCCGUCCAUAUCCAGAUCCGCUCUCAGUAGAUCAAUUACACCAGUAUCUGAGCGAAGCACGUUUCAAAGCUGUUGGCCUCCCGGAUGCUCACCGCCGUUUAGUCUCCGUGCGUAAUCUCGAUGCUAAGUCAAUGUCAACAUUAGCAGAGACUGCAUUAUUUCACCAAGGAGACAUGUUGAAGGAUGCAUUUUGUCAACACCUUCAUUUCGAAACAUCUAUUCGGGUCCAUGAGUCUUUGAAUGGCUUCGUUACACCAGGCCUGGAGUUUCACCUACCUUACCUAACGCUGAGGGAAAGCAAUGGUACCCAUGGCAACAUAAGGAAGGAGUGGGCUGAUAUUACAUUUCUCAACCGUGCGGCUGCCGCCGAUUUGAACAUUGGCCGCGAUAUCAUCCAUGAGGCGCACAUCUCUAUCGUCAUCUGCAUCUGGGACUACAAAACAUGGACGGGGUACAAGCUCUCAAAACCAUGCCCAUUCGAUGCCGAGGAUCCUGUCGAGGACGAGGAUGAAGAUGAUGAAGAGGGCGAGGAAGGUCUGCCUAGGGAAGACAUCUUCGCCCCUGACAGUGGAGAUCACAAUAUGAAUGAUGAUCCCAUAUGGGAUCCACGCAUCUACUUCUUGCACAUUAUGGCGAUAUGGGUCAACUUUAUCCUUAAAGAGUACAUACACUUGAUCCGAACUCUUGAGGAACGUGUCAAAAUCUCAGAAGAAGAUGACCACAGCGACGUUCAAAAGUUCUACACGUAUACCAUCAAAACGUCGCGGUUGCUGCGCAGAGUACGUGAUCACACCCGUGAAGUCAUCGAAGCAUGGAAGGCGUUCAGUGCACGUGACGGAGACAUCCGCUACUUCAGGACACUCAAAAAACACAACGCAAAGGUGGCAAUUAGUGCUAUCAAUGAGUCGUUCCGCAGGCUAAGCGUCCUAGACCAGAAGCUGGCCUCACUCAUAACGACCUGCAAAGAGUCUUCUGAAGCUCUCGGGCUACAAUUGAAUGUUCAUAGCAAUGUUCUGAGCAAGCAGACACAUAGAGAAACUCUCGUGGCGACCAAACUGAAUCGGAAGACUACAAUUAUUGCUAAGGAGAGUCAGAAAGCAGCAGUCAAGACCCACAAUAUUUCUCAGAUAAGCUUUGAGGUCCUUCUGUUCACCACGCCAUUCAUUCUAGCUCUGCAAUAUUUUGGAGCCGAACGCGAGAUUUUCUCAUUUGACCGCAACACGAAGAACUUCAUAUGUUGUGUCAUCGUUUUGAUGCUCAUCCUGCGCCUCUUCAUCUGGGCUCUAGAGCCAUUCUCCACAAUGAAGCUGUACAUCGUCUCAAAGACUUCGCGUUUGUUUGGCAGGAGUGGAACAGCUGGCGGUGAUCACGACGAUGACGACUUGGAUAUAGACGGUAACGAAACGUAUGUUUGCCAGGCUUUAGAUGUAUGAUUUUUCCUGUCUCAUGUUUGCUCAUUGUUGUAUUUGGUUUCUGUUUGAUUUCUGAAGGUCGGCUAUUCUGGAGUUUUUUGUUUCUUAUGUGACGAAUAACGAUAUUCACGAUACCAGCCUUGAGCAAAAGGGAGGUCAUCCGAAGAUACCUUUCACAAUUGCUGCACUUCUACGCUACCUGUCAACUUGUCGCGAGAGUUUGAUUAAUUAGUUGAAGCAAGAAUCACCAG